Phaethon lepturus (White-tailed tropicbird) is the source of this 774-nucleotide messenger RNA. RefSeq names its product tumor necrosis factor receptor superfamily, member 18 (gene TNFRSF18). Gene Ontology annotation, molecular function: tumor necrosis factor receptor activity. Bases 1 to 774 code for a protein of 257 amino acids. Lineage: Eukaryota; Metazoa; Chordata; Aves; Phaethontiformes; Phaethontidae. The record is from RefSeq and is a predicted model, not a curated record. Gene Ontology annotation, cellular component: plasma membrane; external side of plasma membrane. The transcript has 6 exons. Gene Ontology annotation, biological process: negative regulation of apoptotic process; positive regulation of cell adhesion.
AUGACUGAACAGACAAGUGAAGUUGGUCACCUCAAGAUUCGAGCUUGCUUGCUGCUGGUGUGCCUAUGGCAAUGGACACAGCAAGCUCUGGCAACACCUUGCCAGGAUGGUGAACUGAGAAUAAUCAGUAAAGAUGAGAAGAAAUGCUGCCCCAAAUGCAUCUUAAACGCAGACAACAGCACAUGUCAAAAUAUUGAGGACCAUGAGUGCAAAUGUCGUCAGGGAUACAGCUGUAUUGAUCGCUCAUGUCUCUACUGCAAAAAACUGCCUGAAUGUGCAGAGGGCGAGGAGCUGGUUAAGCUUGGCAUUUUAGACUUCACAUUCAAAUGUAAACCAUGUGGGAUAGGAACCUAUUCUAAUGUUAAAAAUGGCUGGUGCCGUAACUGGACUGAUUGUGAAAGUUCUGGGUUUCUAACAAUCAAGCAAGGCAACAGUACACAUAAUGCAAUAUGUGGUUUCCCUGCUAAAGAUUUGGAGCAAGCUCCUAUUACAAAUGACUCUCUAUACACCACCAUCCUGGCCAUCCUUACUGCAGUGGCUGUAUUUGUUCUCAUCUUGCUGACCUUCUUCUUGCAUUUCUGCAUAUGGUCACUGAAGAAAGAAAAAUACCACACAGCUGAUGAUCUGGAACAUAACUUCCUUAGGCUGUCUGCGGCUCCACAGCUGUCACACCAUAGAGAAGAGACUUACAGCUGCCAGUUUCCAGAAGAAGAACAUGGAGACAAAACACCAGAAGAAAAGGCUUGCUAUUUCCACUCUCAGAAUCUACAAUGA